This is a messenger RNA of Cyphellophora attinorum, 660 nucleotides long. RefSeq lists its product as uncharacterized. The transcript is spliced from 2 exons. The record is from RefSeq and is a predicted model, not a curated record. NCBI's taxonomy places the organism in Eukaryota, Fungi, Ascomycota, Eurotiomycetes, Chaetothyriales, Cyphellophoraceae. The coding region runs from base 1 to 660 and encodes 219 amino acids.
AUGUCGCGCUCCGACACGCCUGGUGUAAUGGCGCAACCAAAGGUGAUGUCUUCACGACUGAUGAACUUGAAGUUCAUGCAAAGAGCCUCUGGUGGCACUCCAACCAAUUCGACGCCGAACAGCGCACCACCACACAAGCGACGACGAACAGAACUCGGCUCCGGGCUAUCUACACCGAGCCGAUCGAUGUCCACACACUCGCUCAAUACCACUGAAUCGCAGAACGGCCAACUGUCGCAAACUCCCACAAAUCCCGGCGCAGAGACGGCGUGGGUACUCAAAUCUACUACUACCCACAUGAACGACCACACAGAGUCAGACUCGUCCGACGAAGACGAGAUCUGGUCCUCCAAAGCUCCCGUCGGCCGUCAAACAUUCGGCUCCUUCAAGAAGCGCAAAGCAGUGCCUGUGUCCGCCAAGCGAAAACGAGAUGACGCCGAUGCAGAUCUGAGUUCCGCGUCAGAGGAAGGAGAAGCCACGGACGACGAGCUCCCACCGGAUCACCAUAGCCGCGUUAUGGGCCAUGCAGCCAAGAAGGCCAUUGGGCCUAAACAGAACGACACGGCAAGUCCGUUGCGGGCAUUUGCGGAAAAGCAAGACAGAAAGAAGAAGCAGAGGGAGAUGGAUGCGAAGAGAAAGAAGAUGAGGAGGACCAUGUGA